Messenger RNA from Epinephelus fuscoguttatus (brown-marbled grouper), 7625 nucleotides. RefSeq names its product activating transcription factor 6 beta (gene atf6b). Gene Ontology annotation, cellular component: nucleus. Gene Ontology annotation, biological process: endoplasmic reticulum unfolded protein response; regulation of transcription by RNA polymerase II. Lineage: Eukaryota; Metazoa; Chordata; Actinopteri; Perciformes; Serranidae. Gene Ontology annotation, molecular function: RNA polymerase II cis-regulatory region sequence-specific DNA binding; DNA-binding transcription factor activity, RNA polymerase II-specific. The record is from RefSeq and is a predicted model, not a curated record.
UUCCUUCUCUGUCAUAUGCGAAGCAAAAGGGAAGAACCCAGAGACCGUCUGGUGAUACAAACUAAAUAAAUAUAUUACUUUCCGACGGAAAAAAAUACAUCCUUAAUUUGAAUUAUAAAUGAUAUUCAUGCUUUACAUCACACGGUUACCUUAAUGCUAUAUUUAGUGGCCAUAUUGUGUCUGUAUUUGUUUAGCUAGCUGUUAUCACGUCGCUAUCUGACUGCUCCCCAAACACACCGCCUUUGUGGCUAUGAGUACGGAUUUACUGUCUGAUUUGGACACUCGUUUCUUCGCUGAUAACCUCCUGACAAGCGAAGAUUGGGAUGCCUGCCUGUACCAAUGUGAGAGCGUGGAGGAGGGGGAGGACACGGACUUCAGCCGGGGGCUGAAAUAUGAACCUUCGUUUGACAAUGACCUCGUGCUCACCCUUGAUCCUGACAACCCCACGUCGCCAUGGCAACACCUCGACGACAACCUUCUCACAGGGGAAACUCCUGUGAUUAAAAAUGAAAUGACCAUCACUCAGCCAUUACCAGUGGAAAUGUUGUUCCAGGUGAAAGCAGAGCCUCCCUCCCCUGCAUCCUCACUCGGGUCCGACUGCUCUGCCUUAUCACCUGACCCACAGAUCACAGUUAAAGGUGAAAACCCCCCGACUCCUCCGUACAUGUACGGAGACGUGCUGUCUCCUCCGCUGGGGACCAUGGAGGUCACCGUGGCAACAACAGCUGUACCCCCACCACAGACGCCGUUGACAACACAGAUCCCAGCAGUCAUCAGUGGAAUACAGACGCAGGCGGCAGUUCUGCCAGGUUCAGCCACAUUAAAGGCCAGCACCAUCCUGAGCACUAAACCUCCCAUCCAGCCCAGACCGGUGUGCGUCACCACCCUCCCCGUCCCCCAAACCCCCACACCAGCCAAGACCCUUAUACUGCAGGGCCUCCCCUCCAUGGACCAGAACAGACCUGUCGUCUUGUCUCAGUCCGUCUGCCUCAGUUCAGCCCCGGCCAUCGUUAAAAUGGAGCCCGUCUCUCCCAGCAUCCCACAGCACGGCUCCAGCCCCACAGCUCCGCCCACCAGCAAACCCAUCGUCCCUGCAACGACGACGUUACCCGGCAACAACUCCAACGAUAUUGAUAUGAAGGUGCUGAAGCGGCAGCAGAGGAUGAUAAAGAACCGGGAGUCAGCAUGCCAGUCGAGGAAGAAGAAGAAGGAGUACCUGCAGAACCUGGAGGCUCAGCUCAGGGAGGCCCAGCAGGAGAACGAACGACUCCGCAGGGAGAACCAGGCGCUGAGGGAGAGGCUGGCUGGGAAAGAGGGCAGCGACUCAGCAAGCAACAAGAGAGCCGUGUGUGUCAUGGCUGUCCUGCUGUUCAUGACCUUCAGCUUCGGACCCGUCAGCAUCACAGACAGAAAGCUGUCAGGCCUACAGGAUGGUGUGGUGUCGUAUACGGGACGACGACUGCUGGAGAUCGAACAACAGCAGCAGCAGCAGCAAGCAGCUGCUCAGCCUCCGAGCAGAGUGGAGGAAAAAACAGAGACGGAGGAGGACGGAGGAGACGAAGCUGCAGAGUCAUAUCAGUUCAGGAAUCUGAGUGAUGUGUUCAGUGACGUGAAGGAUCUGGUGUUGCAAGAUAUUGAUCGUUACUUCAGCUCUUCAGACUGCCGACAGUUCAACCGCUCAGAGUCUCUCAGGCUGGCAGACGAGCUCAGAGGUUGGGUCCAUCGACAUCAGAUCGACAGGAAGAAGUCUGGAGGAAAACCAAAAACCGCCAAGAAGGCCAAAAUUGCCCAGAAAGCUCAGCUGAGGAAGACAAACUUCUCCAGAUAUCUGCCGAUCCAGGCUCACCGCUCCAUAGAAAGUCAGCUGCAGGUGCUUCCUGGUCCUGAGGUCACCUACAGCGACUUCCUGGACGCCAUCGACCGCAGAGAGGACACUUUCUACGUUGUCUCUUUCAGACGGGACCACCUGUUGUUACCGGCCAUCAGCCACAAUAAAACCAGCAGACCUAAAAUGUCUCUGGUGAUGCCGGCCAUGUCUGUAAACGAGAGCCUCUAUAACUCCUCACAGGGUUACGAGAUGAUGAUGCAGGUCGACUGCGAGGUCAUGGACACCCGCAUCGUCCCUAUCAAGUCUUCCGCCGUCCCGCCGUCUCUCCGCGACCCGCCUCCGCCUCCCCCUCCUCCUCCCACCACAACCAUCAUCACCACGGCAACCACACCUCGCUGCGAGGGCGCCACCACCAUCACCCCUCCUCCUCCUCUUCUUCAUCUUCCUCCUCGUCAUCAUCAUCUCCGAGGCAACCUUUACCCGCCCGCAGACAGAGAGCAGAAUAUUUAAUCAGCCAAUCAGAAGGUGUCUGAUGAGAUGUCGCCAUGGUGAUGUGGAAAGAAGAAAAGGAUGCGAUGGGGAAACAGGGAGAUGGUUUUAUGUUUGGGGAAAAAACAUUUUCAUCAUCCCUGGGACAGGUAACAAACACAUGUCUGCUCUUUCCGGAAAACUUAAGAAAACCUCCACCAAACACUUGCAAAAGGCUUUAAUCAGUAAUUUGAUCUGUUAUUGUAACAGGGAUGUUUACUGUCACUAAACUCAAAGAUUUGGGGUUGUAAACUUUACAAAAAGUUUCCCAUUGAAGAUAAUGUCCUAAUAUGUAAGAAUACAUUUCUAAAAAUGAAAGCCAGACGCAGACCCGUCAGCACACCGCACUUAAAAAUGACCCUACGUUUUAAUAUUUAAUUGUGAGAGUGUACAGUUUGAAUGAAGCACAGGACAGGACAGGACAGGAGGACAAGACGCUGGCAAGGCCGUUUAUGUAGACGCUGAAGUGAUUUUAUGUCAUCUAAAGAGACAGUUUGUUAACUAACUGUCACUGGUCAUCUCACCGCUGGGCUGCACAGUUACACUCGAAAAGGAAAUGAUUUGUAGAUAUCAGGAUCAAUAUUUGUCUGCAUUUCAACUAAUCUCAUGUUGUAAUUGAUUGAGAGUGAAAUCUUCUGAUCAGCAAUACAUCAGUCUAUAGCAAUAGAGGCUGUAAUUAUUAACUGUGCAGCUCCAGCAGGAUGAACUCAGUCCUGUAAUCCUCGACACUACUGAUGGUCUCAGCAGAGGUUUCUGUGAAGUUUGUUUAUUUUUGUUGUUGUGACUCUCAGUUGUAGAACUGUCUGAAUAUCAGCACUGGCGUCUGCUGCAUGAAGCUGGAUCUUAAAGGAUAGAUUCGUUAUUUUUCAACCUGGACCCAAUUUUCUCAUGCUUUGGUGUCUAAGUGACUCACAGGAACAGCGUUUUUUUUUUUUUUUUUUUUUUUUUAAAAUGGGUCCAGUAUUGAGCAAGAACACUGCAGCUGGCAGUGGUGAAAAAGGCUGCAGUGCAGUUGCCAAGGAUAUAAAUUAUCUCUGAUGUCCAUCGAGAAUAAACGUCUAUAAAUCUUCUUAGAAAUCUUCCAAAAAAAAGACAAUCAGAACUUGCCAGAAUUUUCAAGUUUUCUGCAUAUGAAAUUAAUACAAUGAUAGUUGUCUGUUCAUUAAUGGGUACACUGCUAAUAGGUAAUAUAGCAUACUUCUAUUGGUGUCAGUUAGCUCAAAUAUAAACUGAUAAAGGCUAGCAACAGUUUAAAAGCCUUAAAAAAGUUUACCAAGUAUGUUAAAACACAAAAGACAGACAACUCUUUCUGUAUCCAGCACACAAAAAUAAAGAAUCACUAAGAUCCUGCUUCAUGUUGCAUCUGUCAGAUUUCUUAUUCAUGUUUAUUUCUUUGGUUUUAUGGAAAAUCAUAUUGUUUUGAAUGGGGAUUAUUUAAUAGUUGUAAAUAUCAGUGUUCCCUCUGUAGAUAUUUUGUUUGCUUUUGUCACUUUUUUAUAAUUUUUUAUUUCUUUGUCUUUUGAUCUUUUGACAACAAAAAGUAAAAAGUAAAAAAAAAAAAAAAAUACUAAAAAUAGAAUAAAGUGGAGUAAUAAGGCUGGGAGGGUAAAAAUGUUGAAUUUUAUAUUUUUUAUUCUUGUGUUCAGUUGAGUGGACCAACCACCGUUACUCACUCUGUGCUCACAGUAUGAACUCAGGACAUUCUCUCCUGAAAGUAAAAUAUAUUUAUGAAAAUAUAACCACAGAUUUUUUUUUAUUGUACAGAGUAAAGCUGUAGAAAGUUUCAGCUAACAACAGGUUAUGAUUUGUUUUGUUUUCAGAGAAAAUACUGAAACCAUCCCAGAACAGACAAACAAGACACACGUUUUACUUGUAAAAUGGAGUUUGUCUUGAGUCUUUAACACUUUUUUCCUCUGACCAAGAGAUGAAUCUCAUUCUGAUUUUUUGUUUGUUUCAUACCAAAACUUGUUUUCUGUUCUUGUCUUUGUGUUUUUGCCACUCGUGUGUUGAAUUUUCUCAUUGAAUCUAUAAAUUUAAAAGAGUCACUCCAACAAUUUUACACAUCCAAAGUCAUUUCACUCAGCAUUAUGGGAAAUGUAGGAUCCUCUGUGGUUCUGGAGAGACUUUUCGAAGUCUGAAAAGUAACCCUGAUUAUGAGGGUUUAUCAAAAGAAUCUGCUGAGUUGCAUUAUGGGAAAUGUAGGAUCCAGUGGUUGGGGGCUUCACUUGUACUUUAUACUAAGCCUGCAUCCACACUAAUCAUUAUCAUUUUAAAGUGCAGAAUUAUUGGUACCUUUACGCCUAGCGCCCACACUACUCCGGCAUUUUGGAACCCCUAAAAAGAGACCUUUGAAAACACUGCUGACCGCAUUUUAGUUUGAAAUCUCCGGGCUUGCAUUUUAGUCAUGGCUUCCUCUGAGAAUGGAUAAUGCUCCUGGUACUGUGAUAAUAUGUCACUCAAUUAGAUUUCCUUCACGUAUGAAAAUAGAUACAAAUAGAUUUCAAAUGUUGUAAAUGUCACUGCUCUCAUAUUUCCAUGCGUCCUUUAUAUUGGCAUAAAUACAGCCAAUAGAUGGUGCUAGAGCAGUGGUUCCCAACUGGUUGGUCACGGUGUAAAAGUUGGUGAUGGGUCCAUUUGAAUGGAUUGCAAGUGACCUACAAACAUAUCAAGUUUGUAAAAAACACACUUUAUUUUGAAGUAUAGUAAAUUUCCAGAAAUAUGAGGCUGAAUAUAUUAAACUGUGCUGACCUUGAACUAAUGACUGAGGAGAAAUCUCGACCCCGUGGCCCGAUCAGUUGGGAAAAACUGCACUAGAGGGCAGAUUCUAAAGUUUCUGACAACAACAAAGAUGGCGACAAUGGAGGACGUCAUAGUCAUUUACCUUUUAAUGGAGGCAGCGUUGUAGAUAAUGGGUGUUUGUUCGGCCAUUUGAUACAUCGCUACAUGCGGACAGAGAAUUCCCUCACUAUACUACUGAUUCAUUCUGUCAUUUUAAAAAUGUCUUCUUCACAUCUUUCAGUCGAAUCUCGCUUGAUCUACACUACACCGCCCCCACAGUCUGUAGUGGUAAUGCUGCGUUUUGUCUGUGUCUGUGAGCUUUAAAUGUGCAUAAAUACAGACGAAAUGAACACAGACUGCAGGCAGAAGGCUCCGUAUAGGUAUCUAACGCUGAGCUCUUAUACUGAUGAAAACGUCAGUACCAGUUCCAACUUGUCAUCAGUCCAGGCAAAUAAACCUCUGGUCUUACCUUUUUGUCAUCUCAGCAGUAUUUUCUGUUACUGAGCAACCAAACCACAGAGGCAAAUCACAUGCCCAGCAUACACAUAUGGUUGUGCUUUUUCAGGCUUGUUAGUAUGGGCGGAGAUUGUUGUGAAAACACUCGUGUGUAUGGCAGAUUGUUUUCGUAUAAAAGGGCCGUUUUAAAAUGUAAGAUAUUAGUGUGGAUCUGGUCAAAACUCAGAAUAUCUCUGCGGCACAUAUUCUUUCCACCCACUUUUUCCUCAUGUCUCUGUAAGUUCAUCAAAUUGAUGGAAGUGCAAUACUAAAUUGUUGGAGUGGCCCUUUAAGAGUUCAGAAUCAUAAAACUUUAACACAAAGGUCGACAAUCACAGAAAUUAAAACUGAGGUUAUCUAUUUACAUUGCCAUUUAAGAACUACCUAAUAUUUCAUGUUUGCUAUAAAAAAAAAAAUCCAAAUUCAAUGUGAGAAAAGAGAAGUUGGAUAUUUUGAAUUUGCUUUUUUUGUUCACUGGUUAAGGAGCAGUCCGGCACAUAACAAUAAAUUGUGGUUUUUAUUCUCAGAUUUUUGUACAGAUUAAACAGAGACCUUUAUAAUCAGUGAACUGUAGAGGAGCGAAUUGUUGGAUUUUUGUUACCUUGUUUGGACAGAGUCAGGCUAUAGCUGUUUCCCCUCUGUUUCCAGUCCUUAUGCUAAGCUAAGCUAACAAGCAUAUUUACCGUAGACACGUCUGACUCGGCAAGAAAGCAAAAAGCCGCAUUUCUCAAAAUGCUGAAUUUUUCCUUUAACUACUAAUAACUUAAACUUUAUUUUCAUCACUGGUUUCCUUUUUGUUCGUGCGUCUCGUUGUUGUCUCCACCCUGCUGUGCCGCAUGCUGCUGCUCCUCCAUGUCUGGUAAAAAAAAAAGUUUAAAAAUUGUGUUUUGUUCUUUGUCAUUUUUUUUUAUACUGAUCGAAUUUGUUACUCAUGGUGUCAAGAAAUGCAAACAUGAAAAGUGGAUAUGAAGUUCAAUGUGUGUUUUGAAGAGCAGUGGGUGGAAACAGCUGAGUCAUGUUCUUAUGAAACAACAGUUUGUUCCUUUUUUGUUUUUUUUAAAGGAUUGUAUGUAAAAUGUUUUUGGGCAAUAUUACUCAUCUGGCUGGUGGUUCUUAACGGAUGGGGGGGUGUCUUUACUUUCUGCCUAAAGCAGUGGACAAAAUGGUUGUUUUUGUGAAGUUUCAGUCGCUGUUGGCAACCAAUGGCUAUUUUUAAUCAUCAUUAAAUAUGUCAGUUAUUAACUCAAUAAAUCAGAGAAAAAUUUGGCUCGUAAAAUGUCUGAAAAUAUUCAUAAAUGCAGAUCGAAAUAUCCUAAAACUCAAACUGACAUCUUGAUAUUGUGUAAACAGAACAGAAAAUCUGCAAAUAUUCACUUUUGUGCAGAAACCAGUAAAUUUUGGGGGCUUUUUUGCCUCGGAAAGUAACUUGAACUGUGACUAAACAUCAGAAUAGGUGUAGAUUAAUUCCAGAUCAAUUUAGCAACUAAUCAUUUAUGUAUUGUCCCUGUAGAAAUAAUAACAUUAUGAAAUAAAAUGUGAAGUUGGUUGACAUUUCUUGGAUCAUGAACUGGAGUUUAAAUUCUGUUCUUUGUGUUAAGGACUGGGGGAAAAAUCACUAGAUCAAUUUAAAAAGAAAAUGUGAUUGUGACGUUUGAUCAGGGCAGAAUUUGAGUUUCAGAUCCAGUUAGGAACCACCGACCUGAUCAGUCAAAAUAUUAAAAUAUUCACUUGUUUCAUGUUUGUUUUUUACCGUCAGACCUUUAAAAAUGAAUUUCCAGCACACACACAGCUGAGUGUGACAGCAUGCAGUCUGUGGUAACUCAAGGUAACGAUGUAAAUAAGAUUAAAACAGUACGCCUUUGUUGUUGUUUUUUAUUUAAAUAUGUAAAUACGUCUUUCUAAUUCCAUCCUCUCUGAUGAAAUGACACAUUUGAACUUUUGCCUUUUAUGUCUGUAGAAAUGAAGCGUUGAAUUUGAUAAAGAUAUAAUAAACUAA